Procambarus clarkii (red swamp crayfish) is the source of this 2184-nucleotide messenger RNA. The record is from RefSeq and is a predicted model, not a curated record. NCBI's taxonomy places the organism in Eukaryota, Metazoa, Arthropoda, Malacostraca, Decapoda, Cambaridae.
AUGGGCAAGAGACAGAACCGGAUACUUCCUUUCCUUGGAGACGUCACUCAACACGUCACUCGUGGAGACGUCACUCAACACGUCACUCGUGGAGACGUCACUCAUGGAGACGUCACUCAACACGUCACUCAUGGAGACGUCACUCAACACGUCACUCGUGGAGACGUCACUCAUGGAGACGUCACUCGUGGAGACGUCACUCAACACGUCACUCGUGGAGACGUCACUCAACACGUCACUCAACACGUCACUCGUGGAGACGUCACUCAACACGUCACUCGUGGAGACGUCACUCAACACGUCACUCGUGGAGACGUCACUCAUGGAGACGUCACUCAACACGUCACUCAUGGAGACGUCACUCAACACGUCACUCGUGGAGACGUCACUCAUGGAGACGUCACUCAACACGUCACUCGUGGAGACGUCACUCAACACGUCACUCGUGGAGACGUCACUCAACACGUCACUCGUGGAGACGUCACUCAACACGUCACUCGUGGAGACGUCACUCAUGGAGACGUCACUCAACACGUCACUCGUGGAGACGUCACUCAACACGUCACUCAUGGAGACGUCACUCAACACGUCACUCGUGGAGACGUCACUCAACACGUCACUCGUGGAGACGUCACUCAUGGAGACGUCACUCAACACGUCACUCGUGGAGACGUUACUCAACACGUCACUCAUGGAGACGUCACUCAACACGUCACUCGUGGAGACGUCACUCAACACGUCACUCAUGGAGACGUCACUCAACACGUCACUCGUGGAGACGUCACUCAUGGAGACGUCACUCAACACGUCACUCGUGGAGACGUCACUCAACACGUCACUCGUGGAGACGUCACUCAACACGUCACUCGUGGAGACGUCACUCAACACGUCACUCAACACGUCACUCAUGGAGACGUCACUCAACACGUCACUCGUGGAGACGUCACUCAUGGAGACGUCACUCAACACGUCACUCGUGGAGACGUCACUCAUGGAGACGUCACUCAACACGUCACUCGUGGAGACGUCACUCAACACGUCACUCGUGGAGACGUCACUCAACACGUCACUCGUGGAGACGUCACUCAACACGUCACUCGUGGAGACGUCACUCAACACGUCACUCGUGGAGACGUCACUCAUGGAGACGUCACUCAACACGUCACUCGUGGAGACGUCACUCAUGGAGACGUCACUCAACACGUCACUCGUGGAGACGUCACUCAACACGUCACUCGUGGAGACGUCACUCAACACGUCAAUCGUGGAGACGUCACUCAACACGUCACUCAUGGAGACGUCACUCGUGGAGACGUCACUCAACACGUCACUCAUGGAGACGUCACUCAACACGUCACUCAUGGAGACGUCACUCAACACGUCACUCAUGGAGACGUCACUCAACACGUCACUCAUGGAGACGUCACUCAACACGUCACUCGUGGAGACGUCACUCAUGGAGACGUCACUCAACACGUCACUCAUGGAGACGUCACUCAACACGUCACUCGUAGAGACGUCACUCAUGGAGACGUCACUCAACACGUCACUCGUGGAGACGUCACUCAACACGUCACUCAUGGAGACGUCACUCAACACGUCACUCGUGGAGACGUCACUCACUCGUGGAGACACGUCACUCAACACGUCACUCGUGGAGACGUCACUCAACACGUCACUCAUGGAGACGUCACUCAACACGUCACUCGUGGAGACGUCACUCAACACGUCACUCAUGGAGACGUCACUCAACACGUCACUCGUGGAGACGUCACUCAACACGUCACUCAUGGAGACGUCACUCAACACGUCAUUCAUGGAGACGUCACUCAACACGUCACUCGUGGAGACGUCACUCAACACGUCACUCAUGGAGACGUCACUCAACACGUCACUCGUGGAGACGUCACUCAACACGUCACUCGUGGAGACGUCACUCAACACGUCACUCAUGGAGACGUCACUCAACACGUCACUCAUGGAGACGUCACUCAACUCGUCACUCGUGGAGACGUCACUCAACACGUCACUCAACACGUCACUCGUGGAGACGUCACUCAACACGUCACUCAUGGAGACGUCACUCAACACGUCACUCAUGGAGACGUCACUCAACACGUCACUCAUGGAGACGUCACUCAUGGAGACGUCACUCAACACGUCACUCAUGGAGACGUCACUUAA